AUGGCCAAGGGGAGUUUCCAGCACGAAGCAAAUGCAACCGGUACUGGAGGCUGGGAAGACGCAUUCAAAAAAGCGUCAUCUCUUACGGCUCAGCUGAACCUUGACGAAAAGGCUUUCGUUGUGACUGGUGUCAACGGGCCCUGCGUGGGUAACAUUCCUGCCAUACCUCGGGUCGGAUUUAAAGGCCUCUGUCUUCAGGAUGGGCCUCUCUCGCUUCGACAAAGCAGCUAUUCAAGUGUAUUUCCAGCAGGAUUAUCCACCGCGGCAACAUGGGACCGGGACUUGAUGUACCAACGUGGUGCUCGCAUUGCGGCUCAGUUUAAAGCCAAGGGUGCAAAUAUCAUCCUAGGACCUGUGGCUGGACCGCUUGGUCGGUCUGCUCGUGGAGGAAGAAACUGGGAAGGAUUUUCUCCAGAUCCCUAUCUAACAGGAGUUGCCUUCUCCCAAACAAUUGAGGGAACACAGUCCCAAGGUGUGCAAGCUUGCGGAAAGCACCUGAUUGGCAAUGAACAAGAAACGCAACGGAGUCCAAGUUGGGAUAGUAGCGGCCAAAUGCAAGACGCCGUAUCUUCCAACAUCGAUGAUCGCACGAUGCAUGAAAUGUAUUUGUGGCCUUUUGCAGAGGGGGUGCGAAGUGGAGUCUCCUCGAUUAUGUGCAGCUAUAACCGAGUCAAUGAGACAUAUGCCUGCAAUAACGACGCGGUCAUGGACAAACUUUUGAAGACAGAACUUGGCUUCCAAGGUUAUGUUAUGACGGAUUGGUGGGCUUUGCAUGGGGACGCUUUGCCUGGCAUUCAGCCAGGUUUGGACAUGCUUAUGCCCGGGCCACUUUCUGGAAAUACAUCACAAUUUGGCUAUAACCUCACUUCCCUGGUACAAAAUGGAGAAUUACCCGAAUGGCGCCUUGAUGACAUGGUGAAUCGAGUUUUAACGCCAUACUUCUACCUUAACCAGGAAAACUAUCCUACUGUCGAUCUUGACACGGCCCAGAUUGGGGGUCAAACCUGGGGAGCCGAUAUUCCAACAUAUGAUUAUACUUUCAACACAGGCAAUUUGUCUGACAUCAACAGAGAUGUACGCGGCAACAGUAGUGCCUUUAUCCGGGAAAUUGGCGCGGCAGGCACUGUUCUUCUCAAGAAUGACGACAAUUUACUCCCGCUGAAGAACCCAGGUCGUAUUAUUGUGAUAGGAAACGAUGCUGUGGGCGCAACUGGAGGACCAUAUUGGCCAGACAAUACUAAUGUGGUGUUGGCCGUUGGUGGUGGCUCAGGGACUGGGCGAAUGACAAAUUUAAUCUCACCCCUGGAAGCAAUUAAACAGCGCAGUCCUGAUGCUUUUGUUCAAGCAGUUACCAACAACGAAGGCAUCUACCAAAACACGAUGAAUACCCUCUAUCCAGCUGCUGAUGUAUGCCUAAUCUUCCUCAAAGCCUUCUCUGGCGAGGGUGCAGACCGACAAACUUUAUUGCCGGAUUACAACUCAGAAUGGGUGGUUUCAAAUGUCACCAGCAACCCCGCUAUAUGUCCCAAGACAGUCGUGAUAAGUCACUCGGCCGUACCUAACGUACAUCCUUGGGCGGACAAGGUCACUGCAAUCAUCGCUGCUCACCUUCCCGGUGACCAAGCAGGCAAUUCUCUUGUUGACAUUUUGUACGGUGACGUUAAUCCAUCUGGGAAACUUCCAUACACAAUAGCCUUCGAAGAAAGCGACUACAAUGCUCCAAUUGCGGAUUUUACAAAUAAUAACAAUGGUGAUCAAAACCUUUGGCAAUCGGACUUCACCGAAGGAUUGAUGCUUGACUACCGCCACUUUGAUUCUAGCAAUAUCCAACCACGGUAUGAGUUUGGCUUCGGUCUGUCAUAUACGAACUUCUCUUUGUCCAACAUUCAAAUUGCGACUACCAGCAGCGACAUUUCGCCCUAUCCAGCUAGUCUAAACGGAGAUCUUCCUCCACCCGGCGGUAAUGCUGACUUGUACACCGUUGUUGCUAGUAUAAACGUGACCAUUGAGAACACAGGCCAGGUUGCCGGGCGUGCAGUGCCACAGCUGUAUCUCGGAUUCCCAUCGAACCCAGUUAGCGGGGACACAACACCAAUUCCCGUGAAAGUUCUUCGCGGGUUUGAAAGAACCCGCUCUUUGGAUCCAUCUGAGUCGGUCACGGUGAAAUUUGAUCUUCGGCGCAAAGAUGUGUCGUCAUGGGAUGUAGUUAAUCAGGAGUGGGCCAUUCCAUCAGGGACAUUCAAAGUGUUUGUUGGACAGAGCAGUCGUGAUCUACCUUUGGUUGAAAACUUGGGCUUUGUGAAUUAA
Molecule: messenger RNA, 2307 nt
Organism: Talaromyces rugulosus
Lineage: Eukaryota; Fungi; Ascomycota; Eurotiomycetes; Eurotiales; Trichocomaceae
Exons: 4
Coding region: 1-2307 (768 amino acids)
Biological process (GO): glucan catabolic process
Molecular function (GO): beta-glucosidase activity
Source: RefSeq, a predicted model, not a curated record